AUGUCUCGAUACCCGUCCGACUGCAAAGUCUACGUCGGUGACCUGGGCAGCAACGCCACAAAGCAAGACCUCGAGGACGCCUUUUCAUACUACGGACCACUUAGAAACGUGUGGGUAGCCAGGAACCCGCCAGGAUUCGCAUUCGUGGAGUUCGAGGACGCACGAGAUGCCGACGAUGCUGUUCGUGGCCUUGAUGGACGGACCAUCUGCGGACGCAGAGCCAGAGUUGAGCGUUCUAAUGGAAAACGUCUGAUGCGAGACCGCGGUUCUCGUCGUGGUGGCGGUGGUGGAGGAGGCGGAGGCGGUGGUGGCCGACCAUUCCAUCCGGAGGACAGGUGUUACGAAUGCGGAGAACGUGGUCAUUAUGCCCGCGACUGUCCUAAACACAGGGGUGGCCGCAAACGCAGGUCAUUUUCACGAUCGCGUUCGCGAUCACGCAGCAAGCGCUCUAGAUCCCGCUCAUCAUCUCGCAGCCGGUCACGUAGCCGUAGCGGCAGACGUGCCAAGUCGGCCAGCAAGGGCCGAUCUGAAUCUAAAGAUCGUAGCCCACCACCGCGUCGAUCCCGCUCAAGAUCGGCAUCAAGAUCUCGCAGCAGGAAAUCUAAUGGUGAACGUAACGGAAAGUUUUGA
Cotesia congregata is the source of this 630-nucleotide messenger RNA. The record is from the annotation of a GenBank genome assembly. Lineage: Eukaryota; Metazoa; Arthropoda; Insecta; Hymenoptera; Braconidae.